Molecule: messenger RNA, 783 nt
Organism: Penicillium vulpinum
Lineage: Eukaryota; Fungi; Ascomycota; Eurotiomycetes; Eurotiales; Aspergillaceae
Product: NADHX epimerase
Exons: 5
Coding region: 1-783 (260 amino acids)
Cellular component (GO): mitochondrion
Molecular function (GO): NAD(P)HX epimerase activity
Source: RefSeq, a predicted model, not a curated record
AUGAUCCGUUCUGCAUUUACCCGUCUUGGUCUAUCCCACUCCAUUCGUCGCUACAGUAAGCCAGCAAUAAUGUCGUUGAAGGCAAUCUCGGCCAAAGAUGCCGCAUCGCUUGAUAAAGACCUUAUGGAGACCGGUGGCUGGUCUCUAGACCAGUUGAUGGAACUAGCGGGCCUUUCCGUCGCGCAAGCCGUUUGGAAAGUUCAUCCGCUAAGCGCAGGCAAGAAUAUCCUGGUUGUCUGUGGACCAGGCAAUAAUGGAGGAGAUGGCCUCGUAGCCGCUCGACACCUAGCUCACUUCGGCUACACACCAUCGGUGUACUACCCAAAGCAGGGAAAAAACGAACUCUACCAACGUCUCAAAACCCAGCUCCAAAACCUCUCUGUCCCCUUCAUAGACGACUUCCAAUCAACCCUAAAGACAACAGACUUCCUCGUUGACGCCAUCUUCGGCUUCUCCUUUGGCGGUCCAUUGCGCGAUCCCUUUGGCGAAAUCGUCUCGCAAAUCGAAUCCUCCAACGUCCAGGUGCUGAGUGUCGAUGCGCCUAGCUCGUGGGAUAUCCAGAGCGGACCACCGAAGGAAGGUCACGGUGCGAGAUUCAUGCCGCAUGCACUGAUUAGUCUAACUGCGCCUAAGCCGUGUGUGGCGUUCUAUCGGGGAAGACAUUUUAUCGGUGGUAGGUUUUUGACGAAGGGCAUUGCUGAUAAGUAUGGGCUUGAUUUGCCCAAAUAUCAGGGCGUUGAUCAAGUUCUGGAGAUUGGGGUUGAUGCGGAGGGAAAAUUGUAA